Benincasa hispida (wax gourd) is the source of this 1212-nucleotide messenger RNA. Its product is annotated as transcription factor MYB36-like. NCBI's taxonomy places the organism in Eukaryota, Viridiplantae, Streptophyta, Magnoliopsida, Cucurbitales, Cucurbitaceae. The record is from RefSeq and is a predicted model, not a curated record.
UCUAAAGAACAUUUUAGUUGAGCUUGUAGAGAGAGAGAGAGAGAGAGAGAAAUAAUGGGGAGAGCUCCAUGUUGUGACAAAGAGAAAGUGAAGAAAGGGCCAUGGUCACCUGAAGAAGAUGAGAAGCUCAAAGCUUAUAUUCAACUCCAUGGAACUGCUGGCAAUUGGAUUGCUCUUCCCCAAAAAAUAGGGCUGAAGAGAUGUGGGAAGAGCUGUAGGCUUAGAUGGUUGAAUUAUUUAAGGCCAAAUAUCAAACAUGGAGGAUUCUCUGAAGAAGAAGACAAGAUCAUUUGUGGCCUUUUCAUUAGCAUUGGCAGCAGGUGGUCUAUAAUUGCAGCUCAGUUACCGGGAAGAACAGAUAACGACAUAAAAAACUACUGGAAUACAAGACUGAAGAAGAAACUCCUCGGAGCUCCCAAACAAUACUUAUCUAACAUCAACAAGUUAUCAUCCCACAGCGAUUCCAGAGAUAGUACUACACAACCAUUGACAAACUCUGCCAUUGAAAGGCUUCAGCUUCAAAUGCAGCUUCAAGCCCUUCAAAGCCCUUUUUCUUUCAGCAACAUCUCGACACUCUGGCCUCCGAUGUCCGUCGAGGAAGUUAAGGUAACCCGAACUGGCCAACUACCCGAUAACAGUGGUUGCUGCAGUCUGGCCACCCCUCUGCUAGAAGGUUGUGCUGUGAAUUGCACAUCGAUGGCUACAGGGAAGAGUCCGGUUGGUUCGAGCUCGAUGGAGUUUCGAGGGGAGGAAGAUGGAGGAGAUAGAGAGGUCGAGGGUGUUAAGGAAAUGGAUGAUUCGAAGGAGAGUUUGUAUUGGUGGGACAAUGAUAUUGAUGCAAAAUCUGGGGCAGCUACGAAACUGUGGGAAGCUGCUUCAGUUGAUCUUCAAUUCGAAGGGAUUUUUAAGGAUUUCGAACAGCUUGGUUACAGUAUUUAGGGGAUCGGUUCAUGUUUGUAAUUAUUGUUCUAAAAUAUGAUGAGAGAAAGAGAGAGGUUAAUGAGUUUUGUAAAUUGUGAUAAUAAUGGUGCUGUAAUGCAUGUGUAUUUUGUAAGCUUUCUUGCACAAGUUUCUGAUUGAGACGCCAAAAAUACAACCGUAGUCCAUGGAAAAAUGGUCAAAAAUAACACCAUAAACUAAUAGACUUUUUGAACUAAUUUUUCUUAGUGUAUCUUGGAGAGAUUGGUUAGUUGAAAAAUUCACUUUUCUAGC